AUGCACCCCCGGCCACUCGGUCCGAUCACUACCCCAUCGCCGAUGCCUCUGCAACAUAGCCACCGUGCCGAUCUCCUCCCUGGCAUUCCCGUUGCACCCACUAUCGCACACGCAACACCCCUCGCUGCGGAUUACGCUGCGUUUCCUGAACCGAAACUCUCUCCUGAUUCAUUUCAUCCCCCGCUGUCAAGCCCAGACGUAACUCCCCCCGUCUUCUGGUCUCGUAUUUCCAACCGAUCACUGUCUUGCAGGUACCGGCGGAACCUGAUUUGCCUUCGUAAUCUGCCGCGCGUAAGCCCAGAUGUCUGGGUUCCGGCCUUUAUCGAGCCUGCACCGUACCGGUUCUAG
This is a messenger RNA of Rhizoctonia solani, 348 nucleotides long. RefSeq lists its product as uncharacterized. The record is from RefSeq and is a predicted model, not a curated record. NCBI's taxonomy places the organism in Eukaryota, Fungi, Basidiomycota, Agaricomycetes, Cantharellales, Ceratobasidiaceae. The coding region runs from base 1 to 348 and encodes 115 amino acids. The transcript has a single exon.